UAAUUCUAUUUGUUUUGUCAAAUGGAAAACUGGGGCUUCCAGAGCACUCUUUGGUUCUUGCUUUCUUUGAAAUGUUGUGAAAAUAAAGCAAGUUCAUUUUAUCAAGGCAGAUUUGUAAAGCAAAAGCAAAAAAGUAGAUACUCUAACAAGAGACGACAUUAAAUAAAGUGGCAGCAGUUUUCUGAUGCAGAAGUUGCCAUUGUGAGGAAGGCGAAAACAUGAAGAAUCUGGCGAGUGCGAGCAGCAAUGGGAGGCUGUUAACAGACGAGAAUGAAGAGGAGAAAUCUAGAUUGGUUAUAUCUUCUCUUCAAGCUAGAGAAGAAGAGAUUCAAAGGAAGAAAAUGGAGGUAAGGGAAAAGGUUGAACUUCAACUCGGCCGCGCUGAAGAAGAAUCAAGACGGUUGGCACAAAUUUGGGAAGAAUUGGAGGGGCUGGCGGAUCCUCUGAGAAAAGAAGUUGCAAUUGUGAGGAAGAAGAUUGAUAUUGCUAACAAAGAGCUAAAACUUUUGGGACAGAGCUGCCAGAAGAAGGAGAAGGAAUACAAAGAAGCCAUGGAAGGCUUCAAUGAAAAGAAUAAAGAAAAAACUGAGCUGGUUGCAGCACUAAUGGAGAUGAUGACAGAAAGUGAGAGACUGAGAAUGAAGAAACUGGAGGACCUCAGCAAGAACAUAGAAUCUAUAAAUUAAGAUGGCUUUCUUUCAGCUAAAGAUUAUGCUUGUGUUGUGUGUAUGUACUUACAAUGAAUUUACACAUUGUCUGUUGAUGAACA
Mangifera indica (mango) is the source of this 769-nucleotide messenger RNA. RefSeq lists its product as uncharacterized. The record is from RefSeq and is a predicted model, not a curated record. NCBI's taxonomy places the organism in Eukaryota, Viridiplantae, Streptophyta, Magnoliopsida, Sapindales, Anacardiaceae. The transcript is spliced from 4 exons. The coding region runs from base 219 to 686 and encodes 155 amino acids.